AUGUCUUCACAGAAACGAAAAAUAACGAACCAACAUCGAGUUUAUAAUGACCGUUGUGAAUCAGAAUAUUUAAUCUCAAACAAUAAUAAUAAUAAAAUUCAGUGCAUUGUUUGUAUGCAUGCACUAUCGGUUCCUAAAGAAUAUAAUAUGAAACGACAUUACACUACGUUAGACGAAACAAAACAGCAUCAACUGUCCUAUGAUACAUUGUAUUGUUCACCAAGAGAGCUUAUGUGGAAAAUCUUUACGUCAAAUAAAUGUCAUGAAAACAUGACAUCUCACCUUAACGAAUUGAAUUUGACACUACAAGGAAAACAGCAGAAUAUUGCCAACUUAUUUGGACACAUAAAUGGGUUUAAGAAUAAAAUUAAGCUUUUCAGGUCUUCAUUACAAAAAAAUGAUUUUUCAUUUUUUCCAAGUUGUAAUGAACAUUUCGAAGAAAUGAAGGAUUUUGAGGAAGUUUCAUAUACUAAGUGA
Molecule: messenger RNA, 477 nt
Organism: Acanthoscelides obtectus
Lineage: Eukaryota; Metazoa; Arthropoda; Insecta; Coleoptera; Chrysomelidae
Source: the annotation of a GenBank genome assembly